This is a messenger RNA of Tarenaya hassleriana, 1052 nucleotides long. RefSeq names its product cysteine-rich repeat secretory protein 55. The transcript has a single exon. The coding region runs from base 27 to 815 and encodes 262 amino acids. The record is from RefSeq and is a predicted model, not a curated record. NCBI's taxonomy places the organism in Eukaryota, Viridiplantae, Streptophyta, Magnoliopsida, Brassicales, Cleomaceae.
UUCCACACACACAAAAAGAAAAGAACAUGAAGACAUUGUUGUUGUACAUUCUUCUUGUCUUGUUCCUUGUCUGCAACUGCGAAGCAGCAGACUCCAUAUGGGAACUCUGCAACAAAGAUUCGAACUUUACAAGAAACAGUCGAGUUUCCAUGAACAUCGAUUCACUUCUCGUUACAUUGGUCUCUGAAACUCCUUCAAAGGGUUUCUUCACCGUCUCUUCCUCCGGUCAGAACCAAGACAAAGUCUACGGUCUCGCGCAAUGCCGCGGAGAUAUCAGCAGGACAGACUGCUCGAGUUGCGUACAAGACGCCGCCAGGAAGAUCCGAGAAAGCUGUCCGAACCAAUCAGAUUCGAGGAUUCUCUACGAUUUCUGUUUCUUGAGGUACAGCAAAGAGAAUUUCGUCGGAAAACUCGACGCGGGUGCCGGUCUUAUAUACUACAACGUCGCUAACGUGACUGAAACCGACCCCGAAACGUUCGACAAAGUGCUUGCAACUUUGUUCGACCGAGUCCGGGCCGAGGCUGUCUCGGCCGGGAGCAAAGGUUUAGGCAAAGACAAAACCGAUCUGACGCCAUUCGUGACGCUGUACGGACUGGUUCAGUGUACGAGAGAUCUGUCGGAACUGGACUGCGCUCAGUGCUUCGCGAUCGCUGUGAGGAACUUCAUGUACGCCUGCCACGGCAAGAAGGGGUGUAGGGUUUUGUACAGCAGCUGCUACGUUCGAUACGAGUUUUACCCUUUUUACUUCCCUCUCGAUUCGGCUAAAGCCGCCGCCAGUGCGGGUUCUACCCAUUCGGUUCAGCUCUAUCCUUAGUUUUUUUUUUGGGGGUGAAGAAACCAUAGUCUCAUGUUGCUUGGGUUUGGACUUUGGAGAGGACAAGAAUAAGUUUCUUACAAGAUCUAUCUCUGUACAAUUGUUGGGAAACAGUUUCCUUUUUUAUUUCUUCAUGUCUGGUUUGGAUUUCGCAUGUGUGAUUUGAUGCAAGGCUAUAUAUAUACACAUAUGUUGGAUAAAAAUAAAGAAUAAAAUGGAAACAACAUCAUACUUGUC